AUGAGCCCUCACUCAACUUCUGGGCCGCUGUACAAUGAACCUCUCCUGGACGACCACAAUCGUACGUUCCUUGAAUGGAAACCGCUGUUUAUCAGACAGACUGAUGGCCAUCAGUUUACUCAGUUCUAUAUCAACAAGGCUUAUAUGCCUUCUGAUCUUGAGCGGUCUAUUUUGAGCAUUCUCGACAACGACGCUCAAGUCGUCAAGUUGAAGCACCUUGAGCUGUACCAUGACGAUCCCGACUUGUCUGAGGACGGCCUCGCAGUGCGGCACAAGGUUAUCGCUGACCACGUCCAAUCAGUGAAGAGCGCACUGGCGCUGACGUUCCUUAAUUCCUCCAUGCCGUACACCGCGGCGGUGACGACCACAAUCGCACUUGGCGCGAUGAAGGCUAUCGAGGCCACAGCCGCCGAAGCAUUUCACCGACAUCCUAAUCUGCGCCCAACUCCGGUGAUCAUGUCGAUACCCCAGGUGGUUUGCAUCGUAGCUGCCGUCACGUUGAUUUUCUGUCCUGUCGUGACGCUGUUGAUCGUGGUGCUACUCUUAACCGUCGUGACCAGGCUCCAAUUGGCACCCGCUACAGGGCGCACAAUCCCCUGCUACAUGGUCGACUUGGUCAUGUGGUUACUACUCCACCUACACCUCCCAGUUCUAGUCGUCGUGUGGACCGAGAUGAACAUCACCGACCCUCGAAGCGUGUACUCCACCACCGCCGCAUCCCCAGUGUGA
Aphanomyces astaci is the source of this 729-nucleotide messenger RNA. RefSeq lists its product as hypothetical. Bases 1 to 729 code for a protein of 242 amino acids. The record is from RefSeq and is a predicted model, not a curated record. The transcript is spliced from 4 exons. Lineage: Eukaryota; Oomycota; Saprolegniomycetes; Saprolegniales; Verrucalvaceae.